Molecule: messenger RNA, 409 nt
Organism: Mya arenaria
Lineage: Eukaryota; Metazoa; Mollusca; Bivalvia; Myida; Myidae
Exons: 2
Coding region: 19-354 (111 amino acids)
Source: RefSeq, a predicted model, not a curated record
GCUGCUUUGCUGUUCAAGAUGAUGUCUGCAGCAUUUUAUGGCCUCAAUGAAAAGUCAAGGACAAGUGUCUCCUGUGCUUGGAACCAGUUUUAUAGGAAAAAGCCAAAACCUGUGGACAUGAUUAAUUUCGACAACCCAAAACCUCUCCGGAAGAAGCGCCGUCGAAGAGUCCUUUCCACUUCUGUCGAGAACGAUGAUGGGUUUGACGCAGCCGAGGCACUCCGCAGUCUAAAGCGCAUUUGCCCUUCCGCAUGUAUCCUGACUAAAGGCGACUCUGACACUGACACUGCAUCAGAAGAUGAAGACUUACCACCAGUUAGUAUUUUAUUUCUUUGUCUGCAUUUAGUGCAUUAAGCCUAUUACAGAAUAACACAUAAAUCUGAAAUCGAGUAAGAACUCAGAUCUUAAA